CAGGUACUGCCUUGUUGCUGGAGGAUUUGACCUUUGAUGAAGCAGGAUUAUUUCCAUCUCCAUUUUUGCUUUUGUGGUCAAAGGAACAAGUAUUUCCAGAUAGCUGCUCGCAACUGGUUUGCUGUAGGUUUUUUUGAAAGAAAUGGAGUCGGUACUCAAAAAAAUCCACAGUUUUGCUGCUUGGAAAUGAGUUUUUCUUUUUUUGGAUUUCAUUUGAUCUGUCUUCUUUCUGAUAAACUGGUUAAAGCACAGGUUCAAGGAUCUGAAGAGCGGGCCUGCUUGAAGUUGGACAGGAACUUUUGGCAAUCUCAGUUUCGCAAGACUUGGUCCUGUGCUCAUCCCAAUUCUGACCUCCGAAUGUUUUCCUUUGGAAGGAUUUUUUUGGGGUGUAGCUGUACCCCGAAACCUUAAUUGGCCUACCACGCCUCUUCAUCUUCAUGAAAGAAUAACCACAAAUUUUCUAUUUACACCUAUUUAAAAGAUAAAUUUAAUUCACUAAUUCAAGAAAUGCCUGCAGUAUCUCAAAUGCAACACAAGCUCCUGUCAAAUUUUAAACAAGAACGUUAUUGGCAUUGCUAGAUGGUUUGCUACGUUUUUGCAGUUGCCUUUAAUGGCAGAAAAGAAGAACUUGCAAAUGGGAUAAACAUGAGCAGCCAAGCAAAUCGAGCCGAUUAUGCAGGCAAUCCUUGAUGCUUUUCCUGAUACCCGAGUGCUGACCUAUAAUCAGCAGUGCAAAACAUAGACCGCUGCUGCUCUUGCUGGCAAUGAGCUUGGUUUUGCUGGCUGGUGCUGUUGUAGAUUCCUUUGAGCCCUCCAGUUUGGCCAAUGGGAAUUCAGGCAAGAGGGAAACCAUGAAGUCCGAGGGGACAAAGGAGUCUCGCAGUGAUCAAGAAGAGGGAGGAGAUGAAGAUCACUCGAACGGGCAAGCCAGCCCUCUCAAAGAGGCCAAUGAGCUGAAUGGGACCUAUGAAAACAUGGACACAAAGAGAACUGAACAGAACCUCUCCUCAAGGUCACCAGCCCGAUCCUCAACCAUGGAGAAUGGACUAUCCGAGACUGAGCCGCCCCACGGCUCUAGAGUUGGCAGUAAUGGAUAUAUUCUAAACAAACAGCAGGAAGACACAGUGUCGACCCCACAUAGGACUAACUGGUCCCCCGUAGGGGGUUCCACAUUGGGGCAUGGGACUAAAAGCUCGCCAACUUCAGCUUCUACAUUUCGACCCCCUGAUCAGGGUUCUUCAAACAGUGCUGCAAGCCCAGGACCGAGCCCAAUAGAGAGACGAGCAGACACAGAGACUAAAAACGGCAGAGUAUCGAAUACACCUCCGCCAACGAUACACCGCGCACGCAAAACUAUGUCAAGGCCGGCCUCAAACCAGACACUAAAGCUUUUGAAUAGGGAAAAUAAGGAGCCAGUCGUGGUGAAAGAUGACAGUCUGGGCAAACCAGAGACAGUGCAGCCUCAGCCAUCUCCAAUCCAGAAUCAGCUACCUCAAAGCCAAACUGACGCCACAUCUGUACUGAACACCACACCAGCCAAGCCACAAACAGUUGAACCCAGACCUGUCUCUCCCUCAGUAGCAGCCGUGUCAAGGAAGAAGAAAAGAAAGAUGGGUACUUACAGUCUUGUGCCCAAGAAGAAAAAUAAAGUCUUGAAACAACGCACAGUUCUGGAGAUGUUUCAGCGUAUGUCCCAGUCUCAACCCAACCCUCAGAUGUCGAAGGAAUCUGUUCAUGUGAAUGGUGAGAGAAUUGAAAAUGAGUCCGAUGAAGAAGAGUCAGAAGAAGGAGAAGACACAGAGGAGGAUGAGGAGCUGGUCAGAGAAGAUGGAGCCAAAGCCUCUCAGGAAGGACCUAAGAUAGCUUCAGUUUCUCAGCCUCUUGAAGAAGAACAGGAGUCUGAGGAGUCACCAGAGGGCGAAGGUGAAGAGGAAGGGGAUGAAUCAGACUUGAGUUCAGAGUCCAGUUUAAAAAAGAAAUGGAAAAAGAAAGUCAAGGGGGACCACGCCUGGCUCCGGCCAUCCAGAAAACGCAAGAGGAAAUUGAAAGCGAAAACAGAAGGACUUUCAGGAAUGGAGUCUCAGUCUCAAUCUGAGAGCCAGUGCUCACCAUCAGCCCCUUCUGAAAACAGGAAAGAGUAUAAAGAAGUCCCACUAGACUCUCUCAACCUAGUGGCACAGGAAGCCUUACUGACAUCUCAGAAUACAGCUGUUUCAGGGUCAGUAGAGAGCACAGAUGCUGACAUGGUGCAGGAACUGCCCCUUUGCAGCUGUCGAAUGGAGAUGCCCAAGAGCCGAGAGAUUCUUACGCUUGCGGACAGGAAGUGUAUGGCGACUGAGAGCAUUGACGGUCAGCUGAGCCGUUGUCAGAGUGCAGUGCUGAAGCACGAGAUGAUGAGGCCUUCAAACUCUGUCCAACUGCUGGUUCUAUGUGAGGACCAUCGCACGGGCAUGGUCAAACAUCAGUGCUGCCCAGGCUGUGGCUUCUUUUGCAGAGCCGGUGUCUUCAUGGAGUGUCAGCCAGAGGUGAACAUCUCCCACCGGUUCCAUCGAGCAUGUGCCUCGGUGCUCAACGGUCAGAGCUUUUGUCCACACUGUGGAGAAGAGGUCAGCAAGGCUAAAGAGGUUACAAUUGCCAAGGCUGAUACGACGUCAACUGUGCCUCUCACUCAUGGCCCCUGCACACCCAGCACCUCAGAGGGCAAAGCGGACACCACCACUGGAGGGUCCACUCGGCUCUCUAUUCUUGGAGAGGGCAAAGCAGAUAGCACCUUACCCAGACCUACACAGGACACAUCUGUUUCUCCUUUGGGCUCGAAAACUGGGCCUGUUGGAGCUGGAUUUGGAACUGGACUUCCACCUAAAGAAACUCUGGAAAGUGUCCUGCUGGCUCUAGAUGCUGAAAAACCCAAGAAACUUCGAUUUCAUCCAAAACAGCUGUAUAUUUCUGCCAAACAAGGAGAGCUCCAGAAGGUCCUACUGAUGUUGGUGGAUGGGAUAGACCCUAACUUUAAAAUGGAGAGUCAAAACAAACGCACACCGCUCCAUGUAGCAGCUGAAGCAGGUCAUCAGGAAGUCUGCCAUAUGCUGGUGCAGGCUGGCGCAAACCUUGACAUGUGUGAUGAGGACCAGCGAACGCCCCUGAUGGAGGCCUGUGAGAACGAUCAUCUUGACACAGUACGCUACCUUCUGAGGGCUGGAGCCAUCGUCUCUCACAAGGAUGUUGAGGGUUCAUCAUGUCUCCAUCUUGCUGCUAAGGCUGGGCAUUUCGGCAUUGUUCAGCAUUUGCUGUCUACAGGAAUUGUAGAUAUUAACUGCCAGGAUGAUGGAGGUUGGACAGCCAUGAUUUGGGCUACUGAGUACAAACAUAUAGACCAAGUAAAACUCUUGCUUUGCAAAGGAGCUGAUAUCAACAUCCGAGACAAGGAGGAAAAUAUCUGUCUGCACUGGGCAGCAUUCUCUGGCUGUGUGGAGAUAGCUGAGAUCCUGCUAGAUGCCAAGUGUGAUCUCAAUGCAGUCAACAUCCACGGAGACUCGCCGUUGCACAUAGCGUCACGAGAGAGCCGGCUCGACUGUGUGAAGAGGAAGAAGCUACGCUUUCAUCCCCGUCAGCUCUAUCCUGCAGCCAAACAGGGUGAAGCUCAGCGAGUUCUGCUCAUGCUCAUGGAGGGCAUCGAUCCGUCCUAUCAGUCAGACUCUCAGAACAGACGCUGUGCUCUUCAUGCAGCCGCUCAGAGGGGUCUGCUGGAGGUCUGUUACCUGCUCAUACAGGCAGGCGCUAAGGUGGACGCCCAAGAUAAGACCCUGAGAACCCCUCUGUUAGAGGCCAUAGUGAACAAUCAUGUGGAGGUAGUGAAAUACCUGAUUCAGAGCGGAGCCUGUGUCUAUCAUGCAGAAGAGGACGGAUCCACAGGUCUUCAUCACGCUGCUAAACUGGGGAACCUGGAGGUGGUGAUGCUGUUACUGAGCACCGGACAGGUGGACCUGAACGCACAGGAGAUGAAUGUCUGUCUGCACUGGGCGUCGUUCGCGGGCAGCGCUGAGAUAGCGGAGCUGGUCUUGAACGCCGGCUGUCCUCUGUCGACUGUUAACCUGCACGGAGACACGCCGCUGCACAUCGCCGCCCGCGAGGGCUUCAUCGACUGCGUCACGCUGUUUCUUUCUCGGGGCGCUGACAUUGACAUUAUGAAUAAGGAGGGCGACACACCGCUCUCCCUCGCCCGCUGUGACACGCCCGUCUGGGUGGCGCUACAGAUUAACAGGAAGUUGCGUAGAGGAAUCGCCAAUCGUGUUGUACGGACCGAGAGGAUCAUAUGCAGUGACGUGGCUCAGGGUUAUGAGAAUGUUCCCAUCCCGUGUGUUAACGGCGUGGACGAUGAAGGCUGUCCGUCUGACUACAAAUACAUCGCAGAGAACUGUGAAACAUCCACCAUGAACAUCGACCGCAACAUAACACACCUGCAGCACUGCAGCUGUACAGACGACUGCUCCUCCAGUAACUGUCUCUGCGGUCAGCUCAGCAUCCGCUGCUGGUACGACAAGGUAAAAUACUGCUCCGUCUCCACGAUGAGCUCUGAAACUCCAGACAGCAUAAAUGAAAUCCACUGA
This is a messenger RNA of Puntigrus tetrazona (Sumatra barb), 4607 nucleotides long. Its product is annotated as histone-lysine N-methyltransferase EHMT1-like. Lineage: Eukaryota; Metazoa; Chordata; Actinopteri; Cypriniformes; Cyprinidae. Gene Ontology annotation, cellular component: nucleus. Bases 765 to 4607 code for a protein of 1280 amino acids. The record is from RefSeq and is a predicted model, not a curated record. The transcript has 28 exons. Gene Ontology annotation, molecular function: protein-lysine N-methyltransferase activity; p53 binding; histone methyltransferase activity.